Mesorhabditis spiculigera is the source of this 5886-nucleotide messenger RNA. NCBI's taxonomy places the organism in Eukaryota, Metazoa, Nematoda, Chromadorea, Rhabditida, Rhabditidae. The record is from the annotation of a GenBank genome assembly.
AUGAGCGACGGACUGUUGGAGCAGGACCCCGGGUGGCAGUACCUGCGCCAGAGUGCCGAACAGGCGUUGGCCGCGUCGACGAAGAAAUUCGACUCGAAGAAGAAUGUGUGGAUCGCCGACGCAGAGGAGGGGUUCAUCACCGCCGAGAUCAAGACGACGAAGGGCGACAUCCUCACCGUCGUCACGGCCAACGGGGCCGAGAAAACGCUGAAGAAGGACGACAUUCAGCAGAUGAACCCGCCGAAAUACGAGAAGACCGAGGACAUGGCCAACCUGACGUUCCUCAACGACGCGUCGGUACUGAACAACCUGCGCCAGCGCUAUUAUGCCAUGAUGAUCUAUACCUACUCCGGCCUCUUCUGCGUCGUCAUCAACCCGUACAAGCGGCUGCCCAUCUACUCGGAGUCGGUGUGCAAGAUGUACAUUGGGAAGCGGAGGAACGAGAUGCCACCCCAUCUCUUUGCCGUGUCUGACGAGGCCUAUCGCAAUAUGACAAACGAUCGCGAAAACCAGUCGAUGCUGAUCACCGGAGAAUCGGGCGCCGGAAAAACCGAGAACACCAAGAAGGUCAUCUCGUAUUUUGCGUACGUCGGCGCCAGCCAGAGCUCCGCCCCGAAAAACAAGGACAAGAAGAACGCGUCGCUGGAGGACCAGAUCGUGCAGACGAACCCGGUGUUGGAGGCGUUCGGAAACGCCAAAACGGUGCGCAACAACAACUCAUCCCGCUUCGGCAAGUUCAUCCGCAUCCACUUCAACACGGCCGGCAAGCUGGCCGGCGCCGACAUUGAGCACUACUUGCUGGAAAAGUCGCGUGUCAUCAAGCAAGCACCAGGAGAGCGCUGCUACCACAUCUUCUACCAGCUGUACUCCGAUGGGGUGUCCGGUACCAGGGAUAAGCUUCUUCUGAAGAGGCCGCUGAAGGACUACCACUUUGUCGCCCAGGCCGAGCUGACCAUCGAGGGGGUCGACGACAAGGAGGAGAUGAUGCUCACGGAUGAAGCCUUCGACAUCAUGAAGUUCACCCAAACCGAGAAGGACCAACUUUUCGCAGUGACUGCAGGCCUGAUGCACAUGGGCGAGAUGAAAUUUAAGCAGCGCCCGCGCGAGGAGCAGGCCGAGGUCGAGGACUGCAGCGAGGGUGAGCUGGCCUGCAAGCUGUACGACUGCGACUUUGAGAAGUUUGUGCAGGCGCUGCUCAAGCCGCGCGUCAAGGUCGGCACCGAGUGGGUGAACAAGGGGCAGAACUUGGAGCAGGUCAACUGGGCCAUUGGGGCCCUGGCCAAGGCGCUGUACGCUCGCAUGUUCGCCUGGCUUAUUACGCGGUGCAACAAAACCCUGGAUGCCCACGAGCUGGCCCGCGAUCAUUUCAUCGGAGUGCUCGAUAUUGCUGGAUUUGAGAUUUUUGAUCUGAACUCCUUCGAGCAGCUGUGGAUCAACUUUGUGAACGAGAAGCUCCAGCAGUUCUUCAACCACCACAUGUUCGUCCUCGAGCAGGAGGAGUACCAGCGCGAGGGCAUCAAGUGGGAAUUCAUCGACUUUGGGCUUGACCUUCAGGCUUGCAUCGAGCUGAUCGAAAAGCCUCUCGGCAUCAUUUCGAUGCUUGACGAGGAGUGCAUCGUCCCGAAGGCCACCGACAUGACCUUGGCGCAGAAGCUGAACGACCAGCACCUCGGCAAACACCCCAACUUCCAGAAGCCGAAGCCGCCGAAGGGAAAACAGUCUGAAGCACACCUGGCCAUCGUCCACUACGCCGGCACCGUGCGCUACAACGUCAAGGCGUGGCUGGAGAAGAACAAGGACCCGCUGAACGACACCGCCGUCACCGUCCUCAAGGCCAACAAGGGCAACGAGCUGAUGAGGGAACUCUGGGCCAACUACGACACCCAGGAGGACAUCGCCAACGCGGCGAAGGACGGCAAGAAGGCCGCGCCCGGGAAGAAGAAGGCUAGGCAAAUCGGCCUCGUUCCAAACGGUCUCGAUGAUACGCACCCCCACUUCAUCCGCUGCAUCAUCCCCAACGAGCAGAAGAAGGCUGGCGUCAUCGACGCGAAUCUGGUGCUCAACCAGCUGACGUGCAACGGUGUGCUCGAAGGUAUCCGUAUCUGCCGCAAGGGAUUCCCCAACCGUAUGCCAUACCCCGAUUUCAAGCAGAGAUACGCCAUCCUUGCCGCUGACGCGGCUAAGAAUGCGCUUGAUGACGUCGCGGCUGGGAAGGGCAUCAGCGAGGAGCUGCUCAAGAAAGGUUCCCUCAAGCCGGAGGAGUUCCAGCUUGGUCAGACGAAGGUGUUCUUCAAGGCGGGCGUGUUGGCCCACCUGGAAGAGCUGCGCGACGAGGCGCUGAGCGUCAUCAUGACCAAGUUCCAGUGCGCCUGCCGGCACUAUUUGGCCCAAUGCGAGUACAAGCGGAAGCUCGAUCAAAAGGUCGGCCUCAUCGUCGUGCAGCGCAACGUGCGCGCCUGGUGCACGCUGCGCAGCUGGAAGUGGUUCUCGCUGUUCUCCCGCGUCAAGCCGCUGAUCAAGGGCAACAAGAAGGACGAGGAGUUCGAGGCGCGCGAGAAGAGAUGCAAGGAGCUGGAGGAAAGCUACGCCAAGGAGGAGCGCUCCCGCAAAGAUCUCGAAGCCGAUCUGGCGCGUAUGCAAAGCGAGAAACAGGCCCUGGCCAUGCAGCUCGAGCAGGAGCGCGACACCUCGGCCGAAGGGGAGGAGCGAUCGGCAAAGUUGCUGGCCCUCAAGGCAGAUUUGGAGAAGAAGAACGCCGACCUGAACGACCAGCUAGCUGACCAGGAGGACAAGUACAAUGCGUUGCAAAAGACGAAGAAGAAGGUCGAAGGCGACAACGACAAUCUGAAAAAGAACGUCCAAGACCUGGAGACGACCAUAAAAAAGCAGGAAACGGAGAAGCAAGCCAAAGACCACCAGAUACGCUCCCUUCAAGACGACAUCGCUAGCCAGGAUGAGGUCAUUGCCAAGAUCACGAAGGAGCGGAAGCACCAGGAGGAGGUGAACCGGAAGCUGCUGGAGGACAUCCAGGCCGAGGAGGACAAGGUCAACCACCUCAACAAGACCAAGAGCAAGCUGGAGAGCGCACUCGAUGAGCUGGAGGACAAUUUGGAGCGUGAGCGCCGCCACCGCCAGGACAUCGAAAAGCAGCGCCGGAAGCUGGAGGGCGAAUUCAAGAUGGCCCAGGAGACGAUCGAGGAGCUGACCCGCCUUCGUCACGAGCAGGAGGCCGCCAUGAAGAAGAAGGACGUCGAGAUUCACAACAUUACGAACCGACUUGAGGACGAGCAGAGCUUGGUUAACAAGCUCCAGAAGCAGAUCAAGGAGCUGCUCGCCCGAAUCCAGGAGCUCGAGGAGGAGCUGGAAGCCGAACGCAACGCCCGCGCCAAAGCCGAGCGCGCCCGCGCCGAUAUGCAGCAAGAGCUCGAGGAGCUGGGCGACCGUCUCGACGAGGCUGGAGGAAACACCCAGGCCCAGAUGGAGCUCAACAAGAAGAGGGAGGCCGAGCUGCAGAAAUUGCGGCACGACGUCGAGGAAGCGAGUCUAGUGCAGGAGCAGGCAAUGGCCGGGCUCAGGAAGAAGCACCAGGACGCUGUGGCUGAACUCACCGAACAGCUCGAGACGCUGCAAAAGUGCAGGGCCAAGCUGGAGAAGGACAAGGCACAGAUUCAUAGGGAAGCCGAAGAGCUGCAAAACCAAGUCGACGUCGAGGGCAAGCACCGCCAGAACGCCGAGCGGCUCGCCAAGCAGCUGGAGGCUCAGCUGACCGAGCUGCAGCUCCGCAGCGAUGAGCAACAGCGCACCAACCAAGAGCUGCAAUCGCAAAAGUCGAGACUCCACACCGAGAACACCGAUUUGAACCGACAACUCGAAGAUGCCGAGUCGCAGCUGUCCCAGCUCAACCGCAUCAAGUCGCAGUUGAACAGCCAGCUGGAGGAGCUGAAGCGCCAGCUUGAGCAGGAGGCCCGUGAGCGCCAACAGGCGCAUAUUCAGGCGUCGAACUACCAGCUGGAGUGCCAGCAACUACGCGAGGCGCUCGAGGAGGAGCAAGACGGGAAGACCGAGCUGCAGAGACUCAUUUCAAAGGCCAACGCCGAAGCGCAGCAAUGGCGCGCCCGCUACGAGGGCGAGGGCAUGAACCGCGCCGAGGAGCUCGAGGAGGCACGUCGUCGCCUCCAGUCGAAGCUCAACGAGAUGCAGGAGUCCGUCGAAUCGCAUCAGCAGAAGAUCUCCACCCUCGAAAAAGUGCGCCAGCGCCUCACCCAGGAACUCGAAGAUGCCCAGGUCGACGCUGACCGCGCCAACUCCAUCGCCAGCUCGCUGGAGAAGAAGCAGAAGGGCUUCGAUAAGGUCAUCGACGAGUGGAAGCGGAAGUGUGAUGUCCUCGUUCACGAGCUCGACUCGGCCCAACGGGACCACAGGAACGCCAGCACCGAGGUGUUCCGGCUGAAGAGCCAGCUCGAGGAGGCCAACGAGCAGGUGGACGCCGUGCGACGUGAGAACAAGGGUAUGGCCCAGGAGCUGAAGGACAUUGCCGACCAGCUCGGAGAGGGUGGAAAGAGUGUACAUGAUCUGCAGAAGAUUCGCAGGAGGCUCGAGGUGGAGAAGGACGAGCUUCAGCAGGCCCUUGAUGAAGCCGAGACGGCGCUCGAGGCCGAGGAGAACAAGGUGAUCCGCGCCCAGGUCGAGCUCAGCCAAGUGCGCAACGAGAUCGAGAAGCGGCUGCAAGAGAAGGAAGAGGAAUUCGAAAACACGCGCAAAAACCACGCGCGUGCCCUCGAGUCGAUGCAGGCGAGCCUGGAGACGGAGAGCCGGGGCCGCACCGAGCUGCUGCGCACAAAGAAGAAGCUCGAGACGGACAUCAACGAGCUCGAGGUGGCGCUCGACCAUGCGAACAAGGCAAACGCCGACGCGCAGAAGACGAUCAAGCGCUACGGGGAGACGGUGAAGGACAUGCAGGUGCAGAUGGACGAGGAGCAGCGGGUGCGCGAGGAGCUCAAGGAUACGGCCCACAUCGCGGAGCGGAGGGCGCAGAUUUUGCAAGCUGAGAAGGAGGACCUCGUCAACGCAUAUGAGGGGGCGGAACGUGCCCGGCGGCAGAUCGAGCUCGAGAUCCACGAGAUCAAGGAGACGGCCUCCUCAUUUGCGUCCACGAAUGCAGCGCUCACGGCGCAUAAGCGGAAACUGGAGGGCGAGAUUCAGCAACUGCAAGCCGAGGUGGGCGAGGCGCUCGGGGAGCUGAAGGACGCCGAUGAUCGGCAGAAGAAGGCGAUGCAGGACGCCGCCAAGUUGGCCGAGGAGCUCCGCCAGGAACAAGAACAUUCCAACGCCAAUGAGCGCCAGCGGAAAGCUUUGGAGACUCAGGCCAAGGAGAUGCAGGGGCGGCUCGAGGAAGCGGAGGCGCACGCGAUGAAGGGCGGAAAGCGGAACAUCCAGAAGCUGCAGGACCGCGUCAGGGAGCUCGAGAUGGAGCUUGACUCGGAGGGACGCAGGCAUGGGGAGACGGCCAAAAACUAUCGGAACAAGGACAGACGGUGUCGCGAGCUGCAGUUCCAGGUCGAUGAGGACAAGAAGACAGCCGAGCGAAUGUACGACCUCGUCGAGAAGCUGCAGAACAAGAUCAAGACGUACAAGCGUCAAAUCGAGGAAGCCGAAGGCCUCGCCACCGCCAACCUCAACAAGUACCGCCAGCUGCAGCACCAGCUCGAGGACGCCCAGGAGCGGGCCGAGUCGGCGGAGAACAGCCUGCAAAAAAUCCGGAUCAAGAGCCGCUCAGGUUCCGUCGUCUUUGGGCGUGGCCUGUCGCAUUCGAUGUCGACGGCGGCGGUGACGCUGGGGCGCGGCGGUUCGCGCUCCAUCCUCGACGAGGAGUUUACCGGCGAGGAA